AUGGCCCCCAGCCCCGAUCAAUUGCGUGAGAUCUUCAACCUCUACGACGAGGAACUUGAUGGAAAAAUCGAUGGCACACAGAUUGGAGCCGUCUCCCGAGCGGCUGGUCUCAAAGUGACGAACGCUCAAGUGAACAAGGCUGCCGGAGAGGAGUACAAGCGAGUGGGUCAGAAGCGAAUCACAUUCGAGGAAUUCCUCCCAAUGUACGAGCAAUUGAAGGGAGAGAAAGCCCAAGGAGGACAAGCCGAUUUCGUUGAGGGUUUGAAGGUGUACGACAAGGAGGAGUGCGGAAGAAUCUUGGGAGCUGAGAUCAGGCACGCCCUCAUGGCCCUCGGUGAGAGGCUCACCAAGGAUGAGGUCGACGAGAUCAUGAAGGGAGUCGAAGAUGGCGAAGGAAUGGUCGACUACAACAACUUCGUGAAGAAGGUGCUCGCUGGUCCAUUCCCCGACGAA
This is a messenger RNA of Mesorhabditis belari, 453 nucleotides long. The record is from the annotation of a GenBank genome assembly. NCBI's taxonomy places the organism in Eukaryota, Metazoa, Nematoda, Chromadorea, Rhabditida, Rhabditidae.